Messenger RNA from Gaeumannomyces tritici R3-111a-1, 2528 nucleotides. Its product is annotated as trehalase. Gene Ontology annotation, biological process: trehalose catabolic process. The record is from RefSeq and is a predicted model, not a curated record. Lineage: Eukaryota; Fungi; Ascomycota; Sordariomycetes; Magnaporthales; Magnaporthaceae. The transcript is spliced from 3 exons. Gene Ontology annotation, molecular function: alpha,alpha-trehalase activity. The coding region runs from base 350 to 2443 and encodes 697 amino acids.
CGGAUCUGCAAGCGUCAAUGGGACGAGAAGCUCGGGUACCUGCUCAUAAGGGUAGUUAGUGGACUAAUAAAUAAAUCAACGUCAUGCUCCCCUUCCUGAGGGCUCGAGCUCCGCCCUUUGUUCCUCACCUGCGUGGCCGGCCUUGGACGUCACGAUCCCAUCCCACUCCGCCUCCUUCCUUCCCCUUCACUCUUUCUCCCCUCGACUCGCCCGGCUCCUCUGUGCCGCCCGCGCCUCUCUUCACCAGGCUCGCUUGCAUCUGCGAUUCCUUGGGAAGUUAUUCGCAAGUUAAAAGCCCAUACACGCGCCCGACAUAUAUAUUCUAGGGGCAACGCUCACAGGGGCAAAAAUGCCUGCCAUGGCCCCCUUGUGGAAGUUGGCAACAGCAGCCGCUGCCUCAAGCCUGGCUGUCAACGCGCUCUAUAUCAAUGGCAGCGAGGUCACGCCGUGUGACUCGCCCAUCUACUGCCAUGGAGAACUGCUCAAGCAGGUCGAGCUUGCCCACCCAUUCGCCGACUCCAAGACUUUCGUGGACAUGCCAACGAUCAAGCCGGUGAAUGAAGUCCUCGCAGCCUUUGACAAGCUCCAGAAGCCGCUCAGCAACAACACGGAGCUGCAGAACUUUUUGCGCGAGAACUUUGCCAAGGCUGGCGGCGAGCUGGAGGAGGUGCCCAACUCGGAGCUGGCCACCGACCCGGUCUUUCUCAACAAGCUCAACGACACGGUCAUCCGCGAGUUUGUCGAGAAGGUCAUCGGCAUCUGGCCCGAGCUGACGCGGCGCUACAAGGGCCCGGGCCAGUGCAGCGAGUGCGCCAACAGCUUCAUCCCCAUCAACCGCACCUUUGUGGUGGCCGGCGGUCGGUUCCGCGAGCCGUACUACUGGGACUCGUACUGGAUCGUCGAGGGCCUGCUGCGCACCGGCGGCGCCUUCACCCAGAUCUCCAAGAACACGAUUGAGAAUUUUCUGGACCUGGUCGAGACCAUCGGCUUUGUGCCGAAUGGCGCCCGCAUCUACUACCGCAACCGCUCCCAGCUCCCUGUGCUGUCGCAGAUGGUGCGGGUCUAUGUCGAGCAUACGAACGACACCAGCAUCCUCGAGCGUGCCGUGCCGCUGCUGAUCAAGGAGCAUCAGUUCUUUGUCAACAACCGCUCGGUAGAAGUCACCAGCCGCUCCGGACAGACGUACACCUUGAACCGCUACGCCGUGGUCAACACUCAACCCCGCCCCGAGUCCUUCCGGGAGGACUACAUCACGGCUAACAACCGCUCGUACUACGCGGCGUCGGGCAUAAUUUACCCGGAAGCCCGCCAGCUGAACGAGUCGGAGAAGGCUGAACUGUACUCGCACCUUGCCAGCGGAGCCGAGUCCGGCUGGGAUUACUCCACUCGAUGGCUCGCCAAGCCCAACGACGCGGCCAAGGAUGUCUACUUUCCCCUGCGCUCGCUCAACACAAACAACAUGGUGCCCGUCGACCUCAACUCGAUCCUAUACGCCAACGAGCUCGCCAUCUCGGAGUUCCUGAACCAGACCGGAAACGCGACCGGCGCGGCCGAGUGGAAGAGGACGGCCGAGCGCCGCAGCGAGGCCAUGUUCGCCCUCAUGUGGAACGAGACGCUGUGGAGCUACUUCGACUAUAACAUGACCUCCAAGGAGCAGAACAUCUACAUCCCGCUCGACGACGACGCCACCGCCUUCGAGCAGACCACGGCGCCGGCCGGCAAGCAGGUCCUGUUCCACGUAGCGCAGUUCUACCCCUUCUGGACCGGGGCGGCGCCCGCGCAGCUGCGGGACAACCCGCUCGCGGUGCAGCGGGCCUACUCGCGCGUCGACGCGUACCUGGGCCUCAAAGGCGGCGCCAUCCCGGCCACGAACCUGCGUACGGGCCAGCAGUGGGACGAGCCCAACGUGUGGCCGCCGCUGAUGCACAUACUGAUGGAGGGCCUGACGCGCGUGCCCGCCACGUUUGGCGAGUCGGACCCGGCCUGGCUCGGCGUCCAGGACCUGGCCCUGCGCCUGGGCCAGCGCUACCUGGACUCGACCUUUUGCACCUGGUACGCCACGGGCGGCUCGACGUCGCAGACGCCGCAGCUCCAGGGGCUCACGCCCGAGGACACGGGCAUCAUGUUUGAAAAGUACGGCGACAACUCGACAAACGUGGCCGGCGCCGGGGGCGAGUACGAGGUGGUCGAGGGGUUCGGCUGGACAAACGGCGUGCUCAUCUGGGUCGCCGACCAGUUCUCGACCAGGCUCAAGAGGCCCAACUGCGGCAACAUCACGGCCGCAAACGUGCACCCCAGCGGCGGCCGGAGGAAGCGGUCCCUCGAACAGAGGAGCGCGCUCGAGAUGCACUCAUCUGACGCCGCCUGGAUCAAGCGGUUCGGACGCAAGGCGGCCAAGAGAAGCCUGGGGAGGACGGCCGGCCUAGGUGGUGGCGCCGUGUAAUGGAAAGGGAAAGUUCACUCAGGAGUUGACAUUAUCAAUGUAUAUCUCAACCAUAGUCAGACAAAAAAAAAAGUUCAACCCUAGC